AUGGCAUUCAGCGACCUUUUUUGGAAGCUGUUCAUUCCUACAGCAAUCAUUGCAGCCCUUGCUGUUCUGAUCGUUGUCACCUCGCUCGCGAUCGCGCAUCAUGCCCCCGUCCCUCGAAUGCGCCGGCGCGGCACACCUAUCCAUGUUCUCGUUGUGCUGGGCAGCGGUGGCCACACCACUGAAAUGUUCUACAUCCUAGAAAAGGCUUACGAACAGAAGGAUUGUACUUAUCGGACCUAUGUUGUGACCUCGGGGGAUAAAUUCAGCGCCAAAAAGGCCGUGGACUUCGAAGCCGAAUACAGCAAAAGCCUGAAGGAGAGUGGUCACGCGGACAUUGGAGAAUACGAUGUGAUUACUAUCCCACGGGCACGCCGGGUGCAUCAAUCGUACUGGACUGCGCCAUUCUCGACCCUCCAGUGCUUUUGGGCUUGUCUCCUCGUCCUCCUCGGCCGGCAUCCGGGUCAAAAACAGCUUCCCUCGCAGUACUUAUCUGUGUAUCCUGAUCUUAUCUUCUCAAACGGCCCAGCCGUUGCGGUGUGCAUGGUUUCGGCUGCUAAGGCGAUACGGUUCUGCAUCUUCAUCUACCGCUGGAUCACCUUGCAAGGCCACAUACCCACGAUGCCCAAGCUCCGUACGAUCUACAUUGAAUCAUGGGCGCGCAUCUCCAAGCUUAGCACUUCUGGUAUUUUGCUGCUUCCACUUGCUGACAAGUUUCUGGUUCAAUGGCCUGACAUCGCUGGCCUCCGGGCCUGGUGGGGCAUGAAGAAAACAGAAUAUGCAGGCUGGCUCGUCUUUGGAACGAUCGCCAGCAUGCCGUACUCUCUAUCUGGCCGGAAUGUCCUAGUCAUCGGUGGCUCUCGUGGUCUCGGUGCUGCCGUCGCUCAAAGGUUUGCUAGCGAAGGAAGUAAUGUCGCGAUAAACUACGUCUCGAGCAAGGACACUGCCGAGGCCCUUGCUACAGACCUCUCGAGCAAGUACAACGUGAAGACUAUUACAGUUCAAGCGGACGCUGGAAAGCGAAUCGAGGCAACGAAUGCUGUUACGACAACCAUAGAGCAAUUAGGGGGCCUGGAUGUGGUGAUCUCAAAUGCCGGAUGGACUAAGAUGACCAACUUCGGUGAUCUGGAUUCGAUGGAUGAUGAUGACUGGGAUAGGUGCUGGAAUGUAAAUGUGAAGAGUAGCUUCUACCUAUUCAAAGCGGCUGCACCAACGUUCAACGCCAACCCAGAUGGUGGAGCAUUCAUAAUCACUGCAUCCGUUGCGGGUGUCAUUCCAAGUGGAAGUAGCUUGGCGUAUUCGGUAUCGAAGGCUGCAGCAAUCCACCUCAUGAAAGGUUUGGCUCAGUCUCAAGGGGCCAAGAUCCGCACCAAUGCUGUUCUGCCUGGUCUUUUGCUCACAGAAUGGGGCCAGAAGUUUCCCCAGGCAAAAAUUGAUGCCAUUAGAGAGAGAACCGUGCUCAAUAAACUGGCCGAGGUCGAUGAUACUGCCGAGGUAUACGUGAACAUUGCCAAAAAUUCGUCUAUGACUGGUCAGACAAUUCAGAUCGGUAUGCUUUCCAUCUUUCCAUCCCAAGCUAUUGACGUGCAGAGCUCAUACCAGUUACAGAUUCCGGGUUUGCGAUAG
Messenger RNA from Penicillium chermesinum, 1623 nucleotides. RefSeq lists its product as uncharacterized. The transcript is spliced from 10 exons. NCBI's taxonomy places the organism in Eukaryota, Fungi, Ascomycota, Eurotiomycetes, Eurotiales, Aspergillaceae. Gene Ontology annotation, molecular function: oxidoreductase activity. The record is from RefSeq and is a predicted model, not a curated record. The coding region runs from base 1 to 1623 and encodes 540 amino acids. Gene Ontology annotation, biological process: dolichol-linked oligosaccharide biosynthetic process.